UUUGAUGAUAGUCCUUCUUCUAAAAACUUCGCUUUAGCGAUGACAUUCCAUCAUCUUUUUCCUAGUGAAUGAACACUAGCCAUUUGAUGGGAAGGAAAGGAUGACUCUUACAGGAUUCAAAUACCAAUCAGGGAACAGUAUAACCUUGACGGCCCGUUUGGUAGCCGGUAAUAAAUUGUGGGAAUGAGAAUGAAUCUUAGUGUUAUUUAGCAAGAAAAUAACAACUCGAUGUCCAUGGUAAUGAAAUUUUGUCACAAGUUUGGUGUUUUUCUUCAUAAAUUUGCAUUCCUACCUAAUACCACUCCCCAAAUGGUAAUGGGUGGUAAUGAAAUUUAUGAAGAAAAAUAUGCAAUUUUGAGUGAACUAGCAUUACCAUGGGAAUGUAUAUUGUUUUCCUAAUAAAUUUACAUACAAAUUCAUUGUCAUUUACACCAUUUAUGUCCGGCUAUCAAACGGGCCGUGAAGGUUACAAUUUCGAAGAUACUACACUCACUAGUUAGCAUCUAGGAAAGCCCUAAGCUUGGUUGAGUGUCUAGGAAAGCCUUAUGCUUGGUUUCCGGGAAGAUAGACUAGGAAUCAAACUAAUGGGGUGUGGCUAUUGAUCACUAGUCGCUACCAUACGUCUUUAGGUACCAAUAUUACUUUUAUUUAUAGUUUUUUACUCAAUGAGAAUUAUGAGUGUUAAAAAUAUGACUAUCGUUACCUACUAUCCCGUUUCAGAAAAAUCUUUAUAGUUAUUAUUUGCAUAAAUACUAAAACAAAAUUAGGAAAGUUGGUUGAAUAUAAUAAAAUAUGGAUAAAGUGAAAGAAAUGUGUAAAAAAGUGGUGGGUGUAAGAAAAAAAAAAGGAUAAAGUAAGAGAAAGUGAUUGGAAAAUUGUAAAUAGUGUGAGGUAAGUAAAUUUUCAUGUCCAAAAAUAAAAUAAAAUAAAUUGUAAAGAACUUUAUGAAACGGACUAAAACGACAAGUGUAAAAAUCUUUUUAAAACAUAGGUAGUAUUAAUCUAUUAUGGUAUCACUUUGCACUAAAAAUUAUUGUGCAAUGCUUUUUUUUCAAUGUGAAAUUAUUUUACUGUCCUGGAUAAUGGUGAAAGAGCUCAAUCCUAAGUAGCAGUGGUCUAUUAGCCCUCCAGAAAAUAGAAGCUGCAGUUAGUGAGUGAGUUGCCUGCUCCUUUUUUUUUUUUUUUUUUGGUGUACCAUCCGGUUUACCCUUAGGGUUAAUCCGGAUUCGGAGUGAGUUCUGAGUGAUUAGGUUCCAGUCUCCUCCCAAUUGUUGUUGCGGGGGAUCGAACACGGGGUCCUCCCUACCAAGUUUAGCCUCAAUCACCACUGAACCAACAGACAAUUAGUGCCUGCUCCUUUGUUAGAGAUUCAAGGGUUUUGUAUAAAGUUAACAUCCCUACAAAGCAUUGCACAAAGCCAAUUGUUGUGAACAAAUUCUAGCAAUGCAUGUAAAAGAGAAAGAGUAGGCAUCAACAUCACAGAGGACCAAAAAGUAUCUACUCAUACAUUACACAAUGUAUAGAAGAGCACUAAUGCUCUGCAUUGUUAUACUUUUUUAGAGAGAGAAAAACUCAUAUUGUAGAGAAAGCAAGCUCUUCAAAAAUACAACAAUGGCGGACGAACAUCAGGACGUCGAAGAUAACACCGCAACCACCACCACCACCACCGUUGGAGAAGACGACUUAGAGCUCAGCCUCUCUCUCCGCCCUCUCAAUUGUUCUAACUCCUAUCUUCCGUCAUCUAACCUUCCUAAGAACCUUCCAGAAACCUCCUCUCCUGCCGCCUCCAACGGUCAGAUCCUCUCCAAGCGUGACGCUCAAGCUCUCCGCCGCCAAGAGGCCAAGUUAAAGCGGGAGUUGAAGCGUAAAUCGUCUUUAAAUAACGACGUCGUAGGAGCUAACCCUCAGCAGGAGGAUUUUAUGGAGGAACAACGUCGGAAAGUUCUGAAUUUAGGGUUUCAGGGAGCCGCGCCGCCGUGGUUUGGGCUGAAUGCUGGUGCCGUUUACGGCGGUUUCAUGCCGUAUCAAGGACAAAACGGUAAUUUUACUCCUCGUAGCGAGGGUAAAGAUGCGGCGGGCGUUUCUUUCUCUAGCGGUAGCUCCUCCGGAAUUUCUGAUAACUACCAGAGUAUUUCUGGUCCAGGUGGGAAUAGCAGUGAUGCUGGUAGUCAUUCGAGUCAUUCUCACUCACCGUUGCCCCCUCCAAAUGUUCCUACAACUAGCAACACCACUUCCCAAAUACAGCGUUGUUCAUCACAACUAGACCUUCAAUUUAACGGUUUAAACCCAAACCACUCAAAACCCCAAUUGUGCAGGUCAUACUCUAGUAAUAUUGAACUUGUCACAAGCUCAAGACAACCCUGUAAGUCACCAGAAGAACUAACCUCAUUAAGUAUGACUUGCCAACAAAAUGUAGCUCAGCCUAACAAUGACAAUACAUUGUCGGAAAAAAAUCCCAACUCAACUCCUCGAAGCACAAUCCCCAAGGAAGCCAAAGUAGAACUUGGGAAGCCUCCGAAGCCUGUUGGGUUAAAUGGGCAACAGAAACUAUUAUUUUCAGAAAUGCCGUGUGUUUCAGCCACCGGAAAUGGACCCAAUGGGAAGACUAUAACCGGGUUUUUGUACAAAUACUCGAAAGCUGAGGUGAGCAUUAUUUGUGUCUGCCAUGGAACAUCAUUUUCCCCAGCUGCUUUCGUGGAGCACGCCGGAGGUGAAAAUGUAGAAUACCCUCUCAAGCAUAUUAGAGUAGUACCCUUUGCCCUUGGUUAACCAUGUGAUGUGAGCUAACUUAUUGAGCUGUUGAGUAUUGCGGAUUUUAAAAGUGAAAUUGGUAAUAUAAUAUUACAGCAAAUUAAUUCCCCUCCUUUCUUUUUGUAGCAUGGCUGGGGAUGGAUAGGAAAUUGAAAUUCUUUUCUUCUCAAGGUUGAACUUUUUAUCUAACUGAAUUAAUUAGUAUAUUGGUUAAUUAAAAUUUUCUACUUUUGUGUGCAA
Spinacia oleracea (spinach) is the source of this 2991-nucleotide messenger RNA. RefSeq lists its product as uncharacterized. The transcript is spliced from 2 exons. Bases 1612 to 2769 code for a protein of 385 amino acids. Gene Ontology annotation, cellular component: nucleus. Gene Ontology annotation, biological process: negative regulation of DNA-templated transcription; signal transduction. NCBI's taxonomy places the organism in Eukaryota, Viridiplantae, Streptophyta, Magnoliopsida, Caryophyllales, Amaranthaceae. The record is from RefSeq and is a predicted model, not a curated record.